Cantharellus anzutake is the source of this 1980-nucleotide messenger RNA. RefSeq names its product beta-glucan synthesis-associated protein-domain-containing protein. The transcript is spliced from 7 exons. Gene Ontology annotation, cellular component: plasma membrane; endoplasmic reticulum membrane. The record is from RefSeq and is a predicted model, not a curated record. Lineage: Eukaryota; Fungi; Basidiomycota; Agaricomycetes; Cantharellales; Hydnaceae. Gene Ontology annotation, biological process: (1->6)-beta-D-glucan biosynthetic process; fungal-type cell wall organization. Gene Ontology annotation, molecular function: glucosidase activity. The coding region runs from base 1 to 1980 and encodes 659 amino acids.
AUGUCUUACUCUCAGGCACCUCCACGGCGCACACGCACCCCCUCGCAAAGGCGUGAUAGCGAGUAUAUCUCUGUACCACACGCCCCGUACUCCCCUCCCCGUGGCCGUAAUGGCCCUGUGCCACCUAUACGUACAACAAUGCCGCAGCCGGUCAGACAUGGCAGUUCUUCCGUAAACCGUCAAAACUCAUACCAGCAACGGAACCCAAACCUGAAUACUACUGCCGCGGACGUCCAAAACCAUACCCUUGGGGGUGGGUUUGGACCAUACGCGCCGCAAGUGACACAAGGUAUUCGGCCCGGGCCAAGGGUGACCAAGAGCUGGCGUGGGCACGAUCGCUCACAGAGCUCCGGGUCUUCAAUUCCUGAAAAAGCUGUUACGGCAAAAGAUCCUUACACCUCCGCAGCCCCCAAAGCAGCCGUAAUUCCGUCUGGACCUGUUUGGAAUGACAAAGAUGAAAUCGACCCUUUGCAUGACCCUGAUCCUAUCCGUGAUGAACAGUUGGAUCAAGAAUGUGACCCCUUCUCUUUCCGCGGUUGGGCGAACAUGACUACGAUUGUCAUUCUUUGCCUCGGUCUCAUUAUACUCUUCGCUGGGUAUCCUGUUAUAACAUGGCUCAUGCGGUAUAAUAACCGCAUCAUCCUUGGAUAUAAUAUGGGUGGAAUUAAUGGAAGCGGGCAGGUUCCCUCGCUUCCUAACCUCCCAGGCCUCAUCGACCCAGAAACGCCUCAAAGUGCUAGGACGCGGACGGGUUCUGAUGGAAAGUCUUACACUCUUGUGUUCAGUGACGAAUUCAACCGUGAAGGACGGACUUUCUGGCCUGGAGAUGACCCGUGGUGGGAGGCUGUAGAUCUUCAUUACUGGGCAACUGCCGAUUUGGAAUGGUACACUCCGGACGCAAUCACCACGUCAGGGGGAAAUCUUGUCAUCACGAUGUUGGAAACCCCGAAUCACAACCUCAACUUUCAAUCCGGCAUGUUGCAAUCAUGGAACAAGUUCUGUUUCUCAUCAGGAUACAUCGAGGUAAACGUUUCACUUCCAGGUUCGCACACCACUCCAGGCUUCUGGCCAGGCGCCUGGACCAUGGGGAACCUUGGACGAGCAGGAUAUGGUGCAAGCACGGAAGGCAUGUGGCCAUACUCAUACGAUAGCUGUGAUGUGGGCACGUUUCCAUCACAGCAAUACGCCAACGGGACGCCGACAUCUCAACAAACCUUGGGUACGCCCGACACCAUAUUCUCGUCGCUUCCUGGUCAGAAGCUCUCAUCCUGUACAUGUCCGGGUUCUGACCACCCUGGACCAAAGGUCACCGACGGACGAGGCGUCCCUGAAAUUGAUAUCAUUGAAGGGCAAAUCGAACCGAAAACUUGGCAAGGCGAAGCAUCCCAAUCCUUCCAAGUAGCUCCGUUCAACGCUUUCUAUCAGUUCGACAACACCUCAACCAAAAUGUUUAGCGCUUCUGGUUCCCACUACAACUCGUACAAGGGCGGUCCGUACCAACAGGCGGUGUCUGUCGUGUCGGACCUUCCUAAUGAAGCGUAUGGAGGCAACCAAUUUGCAACCUACGCUUUUGAGUACUGGGGCAAUAAGAAUGAUAGGCAGAAUUCGUACAUUACGUGGUAUAUAAACGGCGUAAAAACAUGGACUACCCCACCAGGUUCGGUGGGUCCAGAUGCUGUCACUGGGAUAUCGCAGAGACUCAUCUCGGAGGAACCAAUGUAUAUUAUCCUCAACUUGGGCAUGGCGAAUAACUUCCAAAAGCCAGACUAUGCGCACUUACAAUUCCCAGCUUCUUUACUGGUCGAUUAUAUCCGUGUAUACCAACGCGACAAGAGCGUGAAUAUUGGAUGCGAUCCAGAUGCAUACCCAACGACGCACUACAUCAGCGAACACCUUCCUGCCUAUACCAAUCCCAAUUUUACGACUUGGUCACAAGCGGGGUACUCGUUUCCGCGCAACUCACUGUAUGACGGAUGUUAG